UGCAGCAAGUUAAACGACUCCCUUUUAACCAGCCAGCUUCAAGGCGGAGGGAACUAACACGGAAGUGCGGCAUGAAACAUAGGGGUGGUUGUUUGCCCUUAAAAGCGCAGCCGCCAAUCGCACGGCGAGGGAGCUGCCAGAGGAGGGCUGCUUGGCCAUUGGUUGCUUUUGGCCCAGGCUUUUACUAAAAACGGCGAUCUUCGCUGCAGCCGCGCGCCCGCAAAAUAAUGGGGACUCGGUUGUGUUCCAGGCUACGAAGUGUGCGCUGAGCAUUUAUUUUCGGGAGCAGCGGCGAUCUCCCGUUGAAGUGACUAAAGGACGAGAAUUUGUGGGAAACACCCGAAAAGCCACUCUUAACACUCGACGAAUGUGGUGGUCUCGUCGUUUUGGACGGCUUUGGUCUUGACUCUGACCCGGAGAAAGUGACAGAUGUGUCAUGAUUGGAUUUCUCAAAAUGAGAAUGCCGGAGACCCACAAUGGAAUGCUUAUUAUCAGCAUGAUAAUCCCUGGCCCCUCUAUAAAUGCAGGAGAGGAAAUAAAUCUGAUGUCAAGGCUACCUGUGUUUGAACAUCCAGAAUUUCUGUUGCAGUCUUACAUUUCUUUAUUCAGAAAAAAUACACUGAAUUUAGUUAGCUGAAUCAGAGAAUUAAGUGCAUACUGUUAUAGAUGACUGUCUUUCUCUCUGAAAUGCAUCUGUGGUCCAUGAAAAGCAUCUUAUAUGUUGAAGAGCCACAAAUGAAAGUUGGUUAUUUAUAUGAGAAACAACAAUUAGCGGAAUAUCUGGUGCUAACUUAACAGCAGCUGGAGGCUGAGGCAGACUCAAUAAUUGAAGCAAGGGAAGCAGCAUUUGGAAUUCAGCUGUUCAACCCACCCAUCACAUGUCAAUUGGCCACCCACAAUACUGCAGCAAUCUCUAAUCCACUCAAUUUCAUCCCAGUAUUAUGGGUGGAUGGUUCUUUCUACAUGCUCUCAGAGAGUGUUGCAAAGCACUAUGGGAUGGUCGAAAUUAUCCUUGGGUACUUAAGAACAAACGUCCAGAAAAGCUUCGAGACACACUUAAGGAACUAGAGGAACUGAUGCAAAAUAGUCAGUGUGUACUGAGUAAAUGGAAGAGCAAAGAUGUCUGUCAGCUUCUCUUUCCUUCGGGUAUACUGGUAUCUCUAAGCCUUUCUGGACCACAGCUGGAACAAGUGGUGAUUGACAGAACCCUGAUGGGAAAGUUCAUCUCUAACACUAUCAGUGAUGCUGUGCUUACUGAUACUUUUAUGAUCUUUUCAUUUUGGGAACAAAGCAAACUCUGUUUCUUUCAACUCUCAAAAAAACCAAAUUCUCCGGAUGUAAACAAAAGACUUGAAAAACUCUCAAACUUCGAUUUUAAGAUAUCUUACAUUGAUAUACCAGGACUAGGAAACAGAAGGAAGAAGCGUCAUUUGACAAUAAAUAAUGUACAGAAUAUGGUUAUUUGCUGGUGGUCUGCUGCAAAGGAUGAACUUUGGCCUUGGUCCCCAGUGUCUGGCAAAAGAGAGAGAGCCAACUUGCUACUCUUGAAAUGUGAACAUGGCAACUUAGAGAUUCUGAGUUAUAUUCAUACAGAUGGGGAUCCACUUGAUGUCCGAUUUAGUAUGUACAAUCCACAUCAGUUUCAUACUGUAGAACAAUCUGCGAGUGCAGACCAAAAGCCCAUGGUUGACAGCUGCAUUUAUGAAUAUGUUAGGAAUAAAGUUCAUUGUGUGGCAAUCACCAAAAUACCAUUAACAUCCAAGGCCAUCAGCUGUUGCAGGAAUAUUACAGAAGACAAACUUGUUCUGGGUUGUGAAGAUUCUUCAGUAGUUCUGUAUGAAGCCUACCGUCAAGUAACUCUGUCAACAGAAGCAAAGCUGCUACCUGCCUUAAUGUGUUGCCACCCUAGUGCUGCCAUAAUUCUUAUUGGUAGUUCUCAAGGAGAACUACAGCUAUUUGACAUGGCACUGUCUCCAAUCAAAAUGCAGCUUUUAGCUGAAGAUUUCUCACCAAAAUCGACUCUACAAUUCAGUGAAAAUUUUGAGAUAUCCAGCAGUCUCACUCAAAUCCAAUGGGCUAUCCCACAAGAUUCUUCUCAGGACAUAGAUGUUUUGGGUAUACAUGAUCUUCUAUUAUUUAGAUUUGACAAAGGACCUGUCGGAGUGCUUCAUUUCAAAACUGGUGUCACCCCAAGAGGACAACUUGGCCUUGUAGAAAUCAUCCAGGAAUAUAUUCAUCAAGAUGAGAUAUAUGAGGCAAUUAACAUCUUAAAUGGAAUGAACUGGAAUACAGUGGGUCAUCACUGUUAUGUAAGCUUAUGUGCCAUAAUAAACUAUCUGCUUCGACAAAAGCUGACACACAUUAGAGAAGCACAGCUGGAGGCAACUCUUGGGACAUUUUAUGCACCAACCCGACCUUUGUCUGAGACAACUGUUUUGGGAUACAGGGACCAGAUCAGCAGAUAUGCACGAAGGUUCUUCCAUCAUCUGCUCAGGCACCAAAGAUUUGAAAAGGCCUUUCUGCUAGCAGUUGAUAUUGGUGCCCGUGACUUAUUUAUGGACAUCCAUUACUUUGCACUAGAUAAGGGUGAAUUGGCACUAGCUGAAGUGGCAAAGAAAAAAGCUAACAACAUUGACACAGAAUCAAUAACUACUAGAGUUGAGAUUCCAAGACAUAAAAACAAAGAAGAUAAUUUAAGAGAACCUGUUGUGGACCUGCGUAUGACACCACAAGAACAGAAAGUUGAAGGCAGUCUCCCACCAUGCAGUACAAGUGAUGAUUUCCUCAAAUAUACGACAUGCAACAGCUCUACAAGUGAAGUAGACAAAAGGGAAUGUGAGUUUUUGACAGACUUUUCUACUAAACUGGAAAUGGACAAAACUGCAUGUCAAACAGAAGUUUUUCAGGAAGUGCAUGAGGAAGAGCAGGAAAUUAGAGGAAAGAGCUCUAUCAAAGUAGUGCAUUUUGGUCUGGUAUAAACCAGAAAUAUUGAUGCAUAGUAAGAAAAUUAAGGCCCUACAGAUCACUUGCUGUGAAAAACAAGAAGCUUUCAACUAACAGAUUCUGAAAUAAUGUUCAAAUAAUUCACUAGUAAAUAUUAACUGCUUGCAUAAAUGGUUAAAUCAAGGGAAAUUAAAUGUGCUCAGCUCUGCCUGAAUCUUACUAUUUUUAGGUCAGUCAUAUAAAUUCAUUUACCUACAGCCAAGAGGCCUUAUAUUUACUAUAUUAUUUGUAUUUUCCUAGAGCAAUAUAUGUGAUGACUAAUCACCGUCACCAUUAAAUAUUUAGAAUAUCAUAAUAAUUUUUUGCCUUGGGUGGAAACUAUCUCAUGAGCCUAUUUUAUGUUAACUGAAGGGUUACUAAUACUUGUUGAUACUAUAAAGAGAUAAUAACUAUUUUAAUAAUGUACUUUAAAGAUUGAUAAAUAGAUCUGACUAGAUUUUA
This is a messenger RNA of Ahaetulla prasina, 3444 nucleotides long. RefSeq names its product WD repeat containing planar cell polarity effector (gene WDPCP). Gene Ontology annotation, molecular function: protein binding. Gene Ontology annotation, cellular component: axonemal basal plate. Gene Ontology annotation, biological process: cilium organization; nervous system development; establishment of protein localization. The transcript has 20 exons. The record is from RefSeq and is a predicted model, not a curated record. The coding region runs from base 942 to 2978 and encodes 678 amino acids. NCBI's taxonomy places the organism in Eukaryota, Metazoa, Chordata, Lepidosauria, Squamata, Colubridae.